Bursaphelenchus okinawaensis is the source of this 2200-nucleotide messenger RNA. The record is from the annotation of a GenBank genome assembly. NCBI's taxonomy places the organism in Eukaryota, Metazoa, Nematoda, Chromadorea, Rhabditida, Aphelenchoididae.
AUGGCACGCGGUAGCGCAGAGAAAGGCAGAAAAGUAAGUUUUCAUACUGAUAAAAGUAAGAUUCUACAUUUCUAAUGCCCUGAGUUUGUUUUUACUCCUUUUUUUAAUUUUUUUUAAACAAGAUUUUUGUAAAAAAACCCAAAUUUUGAAAAAAUUUUUUGAAAUUUUUUGCAUAAUCAAAAUUAUCUAAACUUAAGUCUUUAAACCCGUUUUAUGCCUAAAUUUUAACUAAAAAAUAAACAAAAUUAGAUUUUUUAAAAAAAUUUAAAUUUGCUUUCUUUCGUGCACAAAACUUUGUUUCCAGAGUCGUACUACGGUUGGAACACGGAGGGCAGAGACUCGAAAAGGUGGCGGGUAUGGUCGUCGCAAAUAUACUGAAGGUGGUGCUCAUUGCUCGGUGGAGAAACAGACCCAUGAAGUCCUUCCAAUGGCGACAAGGAUUGCGCACAAAACUCUGCCUAAGGACAAUCCUAAUUCUGUGAGUUUUUCGGAGUUUUAAAGAAUGUUUUAUUGUUGAAACACUAUGCCAAGCUUUAAAAAUUUAACUUUUUCUUCAACUCUUUUCUUCUCCUUCAAGGUUUUAGGUCUAAAUUACUGUUUUAUCUAAUAUUUAUACUUAAAUUAUUUUUUACCACUCAUUUUCACGUUCAAAUGCUUCAAAGUUACCUAAAAAAUAAAAUUCGAGAACUUUUGCAUAUCAUUUUACAUAUUAUCCAUGAUUUAGGAACACUCGAAACCAGGAAAUGCGAAACAAAUUGCCUUUAAGAAUUGGUUUGACGCCGUGGUAGAGUUGGGGUUGCCGAAGAUUCGAAAAGAUUUUGUAACGAAGGUCAGAAAAUACACUCCAGAUGGUUCUCACGAGAUUUGUCAAACCGAGGAGAACGCGACCAAGAACAGGUACGACGACGUGAAUCUUCUGGACAAAACUCGCGUCAAAGUUAAUAUUAAUCCGGACAAAGGUAGGAGGUUGUCAAGUUUGAGGACUUUUAAGUUUUUUGUUUUUUCAUACCUAAAAAAUUGGUUUUUUAUGUUAAUGUUUUAACACUCCUCAUCUGUAAAUGUUUUUACGAAUCAUAUAAUUACUGUAACCUUACCUUUUUAAUCGCUGUAACUUUACCUCAACUUUCAGACGACUACAUUCACGCCAGUAUGGUCGAAGUCCACUCCGAACUGUCAUACAUUUGUGCCCAAGGCCCCAUGGACAACACGAUAGCACAGUUUUGGCUGAUGUGCAUUCAAGAGGACGUCAAAGUGAUACUUCAACUGUGUCAGAACAUUGAGGAUGGGAAGGAAAAGUGCUCAGAGUACAUGGCUGAUGGCAAGUCAGAUUGGGUUACCUAUGGUUGUGUCCAGGUGAAGCAGAUCGAUUCCCAGAAGAAUGUGGCCGGCACCAAAAAAGUGAAUCGAACCAAAGUUGAGGUCAAGUUCGAGGAUAAGACACACUCGGUAACACACUUACUGUACUCGGGAUGGCCAGAUCAUGGCGUUCCGGAAAGUGUAUCGACAUGUCGAGAGGUGAGGAACAUGGUGCACAAACUGUACGAGAAGAAACCUAUUGUCAUUCAUUGUUCGGCGGGGAUUGGUAAGGGUUUGUAUAAAAAUGUGAUGGAUAAUAUAGAGUUAAAUCUUAAUUUUAUGAUAAUAUAGGAUUAGAUGUCACUGUUAUUAAUGAAUUUGGUCAAAAAGUUUACGGAUGAACUGGAGAAAAUGAAAGGCUGUAAAAAUAGAGAUACUACAAUGUUAUUGACCAUUUUGCUACUUCGAGCUAAUUUUUUGAAUUAAAAAAAUGUUACUUUAGGUAGGACAGGGACAUUUGUAGCGAUUGAAAUGGUAUGUCAUAGGCUAAUGAAGGAAGAGGACUUUAACUUUAGUAUGAUGGAUAUUAUAAAGAAACUCAGGGAUCAACGGAUGCACGCGGUUCAGAAUGAUCAGGUUGGUUCACUUCAAAAUUUCAAUAAAAAAUUUUAGUUUUUUAAAAAAAUUCUUGACGUAGACUUUUAGUAGUACGCUUUUUAUUGACAUAAACCUUCAGCAGCAUUAUUAACACAAGUUUCAGCAGUACGCCUUUGUUUAUCGUUGUGUGAUUGAAGUUUUAAUCGCCGAAGACUGUCUAUCGCGCAACUCUCGAGUGAUACAGUUCAUUCAAGAGUUUGAGGACAUGGUUGAACGUAAGAAGAAGCAACGUGCUAACAAAGACUGA